Molecule: messenger RNA, 6017 nt
Organism: Hemibagrus wyckioides
Lineage: Eukaryota; Metazoa; Chordata; Actinopteri; Siluriformes; Bagridae
Gene: samd9l
Product: sterile alpha motif domain containing 9 like
Exons: 3
Coding region: 405-4997 (1530 amino acids)
Cellular component (GO): cytoplasm
Molecular function (GO): protein binding
Source: RefSeq, a predicted model, not a curated record
GGCUUGUUCGCCAAUAACUUUCACUUUCACAUAAAUGAAAGUUAUAUUUUUGAGACUCGAGGCGCUGUGGAAAGCGGGCGGGACCAGAAACAUGAUGCUAGUUUUACUCCCUCCAUCUUCGCCAUUACAAGAAUAUUGGUACUGACGAACUACAGAGAGCGCAGACAUCUGUUAAUGAAGGUGCGAUUAUCAUGAUAAAGUAAUGACUGAUGUUCUAAAUGUGACACGGAGUUACAACCCGGUUACUUCUUCCUACAGUUUCUGCUCCAAAUGGACCGGAGGAAGUAAGCAAGUCGGAUUUUAUGAAGGAAACGGGCGUCGUCCUUAAAACAACUGGCGCAGAAUCUAUAGCCUGCUGUGCCUUGAGAUGAAUCUUGGAGCAUAUUGACUGUGCAGAAGAUAUCAUGGAAGACCUUCACAGUACUCCAAUUGAAAAAUGGACAGAGUCCAUGGUAAGCACGUGGUUAACCUCAAUAGGAGUUAAAGAAACAUACAUUAAAAAACUUGAUGAAGAAGAAGUAGAUGGCCGGAUACUCCUUGAAAUCACAGAGGAAUUUCUGAGGAAAGAAACUGGAAUGAAAUCUGGCCCAGCACUUUUGAUAAUUAACAAAAGAAAUGAGUUAGUCAAUACUUUACAAAAGGUUCAGAAGCAGAAGGAUGAAAACAAUGCUAAAAACGUGGAUCAAGGAGCAGCAUCCAUCAAGACUCAUACAAUGUCCAGCAGUCCACAGCCAGGAGAGGAAAAAGAAGUUUCUUUGAUUGUACCAACAACUAAAAGGGAUUCAAAGCCACGACCUUUUGGUAGAACGGGCACUGACUACACAUAUGUGAAGCACAAUGUUCUUCAUCCUGAAACAGGUGUUAUUGAUCUUAUAACACCAUGUCAUGAGUACAAGGCAUUUACUAUUGCUGCUACUUUAGACCGCCAAAGACUUCAAGCAAAGCUGGCAAGGGAAGUUUUAAAAUUUGCCAUGGGGUGCCUAAACAUUAGAUCAAAUGGUACAAUACACUUUGGUAUAAUGGACAGUCGGGAAAAUUCUGGCUAUGUGCAUGGUGAAAUCAUUGGCAUUCCCAUUGAGGAAAAGGACAUGUAUGUUGAUGCGCUGGAUCACAUUGAACGGAGUUUUUCCACCUUUGACAGCGAGCUUGUAAGGCAGUGUAUUCGACCACCUGAGUUCAUUCUGGUAGCAGACCCAAAUAGCAAAGGUGAACACUAUGUAGUUGAAUUCGACAUCGUACCUUCUGUGAGCAUCGUGAGAAAUAGGGUUUUUUCUGUCCGCUUGCCCAACUUCAAAGAGAAGUCCAAUAAAGUUGAAUAUGAAAAAGCAACAAUUUAUCGCAGAGUUGGCUCCAAAACAGAACCAGUUGUUGAAUCAAAUGAAUUUUAUCAAGCAGUCCAUAUAAGGGAUGAUCAAAGAGAAAAGGCAGAGCAAGCACACUGUUUCACAAGCCCAGACCUUUGCCAAGAUCUUGGAAGAAAACUUAUCAUGCUUGUAACAAGUGGGAAGAAACUAAUAGAAAAGGAGAAAUGGUACAUACUUGUCACAAACAAGAUUCCAAAGGAAGAUCUAAACCACAUUGAUUUCUUACUAAACAUGAAGCUAUUCUGUGUGUUUGACUUUGACCCAGAUUCUAUGGUCUCUGGAUUAUGUCAUGAAUAUGUUAAGCAUCACGCUGUGAACCUUCAUUUUAUGCAAAACUACAAAAUUCCAAGUGGCAUGAGCAUCAGAGAAUUUGAGAACCACCUCCAUUUGUUUGAACAAAUCAGCUGGAUAUUUUGUAAUGGACGAAAUGAUUUCAAAGGAAAUGAGGUGCCUUGUGAUGAAAAUACUUGGUCUAAAACAAGGAGGACAUACCUCAAGGACUGUGUUUCACUGAUCUGCAAGGAUAUCUUGCCCAAAGGCACCUUUGUUGUGAUCUUCCUUCUUACCUCGUCUGUUGCAACACCUCUUCUGAACACAUUCUAUGAGUUUUUCACUGACAUGGAAGGUCAUGAAGACAUCAUAUGCAUCUCAGAUUCGGAAGAGAACUUUCAAAAAUGGCAGGCGUUUGCUCUUGGAUCCUGUGACAUCGAAACUGUUAACGUUUCAAGUGUAGUAGGGAUGAAAAUGAGCCACGUCAAUGCAACACUCCAGAGAGUCCAGACCAACACCACUCGUAUAACCAAGAACUUACCUGUUUAUGUUAAAGGGGAAUGCUGUCUUGAGACAUGUGAAGAGGAAAGGAUGUGUUCCUUGGAGAUUUUAGGUGUCAACCAGUGUGAUGACACCAGCCCUGAGUUCAUUGAAUCAGAGAAAAAUGAAAUUGAGAGACAGUUUUACCUUGGAGGAAAAGUGACAUGGAUGAACUUUUGGCUUGCAGAGAAGAAGUAUGUUGGGGAGAUGAUUGAAAGAGAUGCCUAUCAUGAAGUUACCAAACUUCUAGGGGACAUUCUUAAAUGGAGUUUAGAUCAGAUGCCCAUUGAUAACAUCAAUAUAUACCAUCAUCCGGGCAGUGGUGGAAGUACAGUAGCAAGGCAGGUUCUUUGGAACCAAAGAAAGGAUCUAAGGUGUGCAGUGGUGAAAUCAUCUUAUGCUCCUGGCAAAGUUGCAGAACAUGCUGUUAAUCUUCGGGAGUAUGAGGAAAAGGAUCCACAGAAGUGCUUACCUGUGCUCUUACUUAUUGAGGAUUGUGACAAAGAGUAUUUGGAAGACUUGAAAAACGAGUUAGAAGUAGCUGUCUACACCAAGAAAAUUGCACAGAGAAUACCGUGCUUCAUUCUCCUCAGCUGUAGACGAUCCUAUAUUCCAGAGAAACUGUGUAAGGGGUCACCCUUACUAAAUGUCUCAGUAACUCACAAACUUUCAGCAGAAGAGAAAAGACAAUUUGCAGGUAAACGACGAAUGCUUGAGAAACAGUUCCAGCCAGAGUUCAUCCUGACAUUCAUUUUGAUGAGUGAGGAAUUUGAACAUCAGGUCAUUGCCGAAUACGUAAAGCAGUUUGUAGGGCAUUUACUACAAGACAUUGAUCAUGCGUCUGUUGUCACCCAACUCACUCGCUAUGUAGCUCUGCUCAACACCUAUGUUCAGAACUCGUUCAUUUCUCAGUCACAUUGUGAAGCGCUGCUUGCUUUAUCUAUCCACGUGGACAGAUUUCGACAACAAGCAUUUGAGGGAUCUCUGAGUGAGCAGGCUAAACUGGUCUUUAUACAUUUGAGAGAUGAAAGGACCUACAUUAAAUCUAUCAGAAUCAUUCAUCCACUGGUUGCAAAGGAAAUUCUCCAUCAGCUUCUGGGUGACAGACAACAACAAAGUGAUCUUGCACUUGAUCUUCUCAAAAAUGAUGUCCUCUUUGAACACAGGUUUGGGAGAGAAGAUUACAUGAAGUUCCUUCGUGAUUUGUUCAUGAGACGCUACAGGAUUAGCAAAGGUGAUGAAUCAGACAGCUUUUUCUCUCCCCUCAUUGAACAUGUAAGAGAAAAUGAAGAGCCAGAAAAAGCAAUUGAGCUUCUCAAUGAAGCAUACAAAAGAUUCAACAAAGAUGCAUUAUUUGCUCAGCAGCUAGCUCGUCUCACUUACAGACAUGAAAGAUUUGAAGAGGCAGAACGUUGGGCAGACAUUGCAGCAAGUAAAAUGCCUAACAACUCCUACAUUCUUGACACCAAAGGCCAGGUGUACAGAAGAUGGUUCACAACGAAAUGCAAAGCCCUGGAUAAAACUCGCAAAACAGCAGAGAACACAGCAGAUGCCAUUGUAACAGCACUUAAAGCAAUUGAAUGCUUCCAAGAGUGUGAGAAGGCAGCAGUUGCAGACAUUGAAUCAAUGAACAAUUCAGGAUUCUUUGCAGUUGUGGAGGUGGGAUGCAGCUUGUUAAAGCUGAUUUCUUCACUUCCUUUGUUUUCAAACAGGAGUGAUGGUCAUUCUGAAUGCCUGAAAUACCUUAUCACAGAUUACAUACCCAGAGGUAUUGAAAAACCAUGGGAACACUUUCACAGCAAACUGAAAAAUCUUCAGAGCACAAUGCGUGAAGCAUUGGAGUGGAUAUCCGAAGACUUGAGUUAUUUUCAGACAGACCUAAAUACAGAUGAGGCCGAAACCUCUGUAAGCUGUGAGAUGACAGUAACUCACCCAAAGCAUUGGUUGGUAACCAAGUCUUCUGUUUAUGGCAAGUUUUUCAGUGAGGCUUCACUCGGCACAGUGCCAAGUCACUGGCAGUCAAAUCCAGCUAAUAUGACUCCCUUUAUUAAACGCAUGAUUAUUUACAGACUUGGUGGGGGAAACCUCACAACAAUCUUUUCCCUCCUUGACCAUAAAGACAAGGACAAGGUCAAAAUUUUAGAGGACAUCAUUUCACUGUAUCCAAAGAAUCCAAUGGGUGCCAAAAUGCACCAAGUAGAUCUUGUCAACUACAUAGCAUCACAUUUUGCUUUAAGUUCAGUCUCACCCAUGUCACCUAAACUGGCUGCCCUAAGUGAUUUGCAAAAACUCAGCAACCUUUUCCCACAUGAUCAGUCAAGAUGCCUGUCAAGUGCUCUGUUUUUAUGCAUCUUGUUGUUUUGGCCAGAUGAGCAUGACAGUGAUCGUGAAAAAGAAGACAAAUAUGAAAUCGUUUUGUCUGCUCUCAAAUACCUCCAGCAAACAUACUGGACCAAAAUGAAGGAUAUCCCUCAUAGACGCAGGAGGAUUUACACCCACUUCUUCCUGGGAAAUGGACUUGGGUACGAGAAAUUUGUCCACAAGAGUAGGAUUGAAAGUAUCACAAAACUUCCCACAGUUUCAGAAAAGCGUAUGAAAUGGUUCAGGGGUGAAUUAUGGAAAACGCCAGAAAUUGCUGGAGUGCUCAAACGUGUGACCGGCUGGACCGAGGACGGAACUGUUUACCUUGCGGGACCUAAGAAAAAGUUCCCAGUUCAUGCUCUUUAUGUACACUCAGUGCCUUACGGUAAUGAGAAUGUCACCUUUUAUCUGGGCUUCACAUUCAGAGGUCCUGUAGCAUACAAUGUCACAGUAAGAAAGUAGUGAAAUUUUAACCCAACAGGGGGCGACAGUUAAAUGAAGAAACCCAUUCGACUGAAUGCAAGGAUGUUUUCAUAAUGUUUUACAAAACAAUGACCUCCAAGCAAACUAAACUUUUAAUAAUUACCAUGAUAUUUUGGUAAUAUUUUAAUGUCAAUAUCUAGUCAAGAAUAUUCAACUCGAGUUCCUUGAUGCAUGGAAAACAAGGAGCCCAUUAUUGUUCAGUCCCUCCAGGAGUUGUGAUUGUUAUAGUCAAAAAUUCUUAAUUUUCCUGAAGUUUUUUUUUUAUUUAUUGUGAUGCUACUUGCAGAGUUGUUUGUGCUUUUUUGCGGAAAACAUGAUGACAUCGCACGGUGCAUCUUGAACCAAGUUUGUGGUCAUUUUAAGAAAUUGCAAGCUUCUCUGACUAGCGCUGCAUUUGCUUGAUUUUGCAUUCAUUUCUUUAAAUGCAAAAUUGUAAAAUCCUGGAUUGUUCAUUAAAAUGAGACCAAAGUGUUUAGUAAGAUUCUGCAUUCUAAGCACUAUUAGAGAGCCUUUAUUUGGGCCUUGAACAAAGCUCUUAAACAUCACUACAGUUCAGUAGGUUGGAAAAAGCCAUUUGGGAUUGAAGGGUCCAUCAGAUGAAUCAAUGUAUGUGAAUGAUAAUGUUUACUUGUUCUGUCUGUUGAUACCAUGCUGUUUUGUUGUUGUUUUUUUUGCUUGCCUUGCUGACAUUGUUGAUGUCAUUAAUGUUUUACCUCCAGCUUAAGAUAUGAUUGUGAGUGCAAUACUUUUACUUGGAAAAGUGUAGUUUUUAUGAGCAUUCUGGAAAACAGAUCUUUUGGUGAUGGUGAACAUAUGUAUCAAUAAUGUUCAAUACAUAUUUUUCAGUACAUUUCAUGUCUUGAAACAACAUUUAUACUGUAGUUAUUUUAAUGUAUAUCCUAAAUAAAAUCUCCCUAUUUUUUUAUUCAUCACUUUUUGCUAUUAUUUGUAUUUAGAUAUGUAUUUGUUGUACCAUAAUAAAGAAACAUUUCAACUUUG